This is a messenger RNA of Mesorhabditis spiculigera, 318 nucleotides long. Lineage: Eukaryota; Metazoa; Nematoda; Chromadorea; Rhabditida; Rhabditidae. The record is from the annotation of a GenBank genome assembly.
AUGUUCUUACACAGAUAUUUUGCGAUCCUUCCGCAGAACCAUUCGCUAAAGCUUGGUUUUUGGAACACAAUAAUCGUCUUUACGGUGCUUCAAAUGACGCCGUAUGUCCAGUUCAUUCCCUUGUACACAUAUUCUUGGAGCAACACUGACAUGACCGAGAACAAGCAAUACUACGGGACUUUAUAUCCAGCGUUGCAAACCAUCAUUGGCACCGAAGGCUUCCUGGCGUUAAUGCCUCACAAGUGUGCUGGGAUUGCCUUGCCUUUGUUUUACCUUGUUUCUUCGAAAAACGCAACAUCGGCAUGUCGCAAGGCGUCG